Racocetra persica is the source of this 155-nucleotide messenger RNA. NCBI's taxonomy places the organism in Eukaryota, Fungi, Glomeromycota, Glomeromycetes, Diversisporales, Gigasporaceae. The record is from the annotation of a GenBank genome assembly.
UUUCAGAUAAGUUGCUAGAUCUUUUUGAUUGUCUUGUACAAAACUCAUCAUCAACAUUUUCUUUUGAACCAGAUGAUAAAGAUAUAGAAGAAAAGUUUGAAUCUGUUAUGGUUACUUCAAAGAAAGUUGAAGAAAAGUGUCAAAUAUUGCCAUAA